Sugiyamaella lignohabitans is the source of this 681-nucleotide messenger RNA. RefSeq lists its product as uncharacterized. The transcript has a single exon. The record is from RefSeq and is a predicted model, not a curated record. The coding region runs from base 1 to 681 and encodes 226 amino acids. Lineage: Eukaryota; Fungi; Ascomycota; Dipodascomycetes; Dipodascales; Trichomonascaceae.
AUGACUUCUAAACUUAUCAACCAUUUUGUUGGAAAGGAAUUACAACAUGCUUUUGGAGCGGAAGACCCCUAUUAUUUUAUAGUAGAAGAAACUGACACAAAGGGCAAAGUCACAAGCAAAAAGGUCAAGAAGGAAAUUCCGAAAGGAUUGUCCAAUAACGACAUCAAUGUUCUAAAAGCUGUGAAACGCAGAGCAUACUAUUAUGAACUUGUAUUCAACCUUUGUGGGUUUAACUGUGGUAUUACUGUCUUGAUUGGCCUUAUCCCAUUCAUUGGAUGGGCCAUUAAUCUUUAUUUGGGUCUUCAGACGAUAAACAAAUGUGAAAAGAUUGAUGGGGGUUUACCAAACUGGGAAAGAUCAAAAAUGAUGGCCAAUUUAGUUGCUGAUGCCGGACUUGGUUUUGUCCCUGUUGCUGGUGACCUAGCAGCUGCGGUAUAUAAAUCGAACACACGGAAUUCAGCCCUGUUGGAAAAGUUCUUGAAGAAAAGGGGUCUUGAAAACCUGCAAAAAAACGGACAAUCUACGACAUCGGAAAAGCAUCACUGGCUUGGGGGUGGAGCUAACAAAGCUCAAGUGCCCGCUUCUCAGAACGCAACUGUAACUGCACCAAAUGCUGUACAUACAGCUUCAGCUGAAAUGGUCCAUGCUCGGCCAGCUCAGGUGGAACCUGGCCAUCUCUAA